Molecule: messenger RNA, 1566 nt
Organism: Pectinophora gossypiella (pink bollworm)
Lineage: Eukaryota; Metazoa; Arthropoda; Insecta; Lepidoptera; Gelechiidae
Gene: wds
Product: WD repeat-containing protein 5
Exons: 8
Coding region: 225-1265 (346 amino acids)
Cellular component (GO): Set1C/COMPASS complex
Molecular function (GO): histone binding
Source: RefSeq, a predicted model, not a curated record
UGUUGGCAGCAUUGCUCUCUCUACGCGAAAUAUGCACGCAUUGGGACGCCCGGAAUUAGAAUGUUCUUUGAAAAUCUACGUUAAAAUAUAUGAAAACUCGCGAAUUAGUGAAGAUUUACGUGUUUAUCCGUGUCCAAAGUAUUGUUUGAAUUGUGGUUUAGUGUGUGUUAGUGAUUGCGUUGGCUGACGAACAAAGAAAAGCGUAGUGCGUCGAAGAUUGAAACAUGGUGCCGCUAGGACCGGGCCCAGGCCAUCCUGCCGCACACCAAACGCACGGUGGGCCAUCUACCAAUCUUGCCGGCCCAAAUUCGCUAUCACAGAGCACACCUCAGUCGAACAAGUCAUCAGUAGCGAAGCCGAACUACACCCUAAAAUUCACCCUUGCGGGCCACACCAAAGCUGUAUCGUCAGUGAAAUUCAGUCCUAAUGGAGAAUGGCUGGCUAGUUCUUCUGCGGACAAACUUAUUAAAGUGUGGGGUGCAUACGAUGGCAAAUUUGAGAAGACUAUAGCCGGACACAAGAUGGGCAUCAGUGACGUGGCGUGGUCCUCUGAUAGCAGGUUGAUAGUCAGUGCUAGUGAUGAUAAGACCUUGAAGGUGUGGGAAUUGAGCUCGGGCAAAUGCUUAAAGACACUGAAAGGACACAGCAAUUACGUGUUCUGCUGUAACUUCAACCCUCAAAGUAAUCUUAUCGUCUCCGGCAGCUUUGAUGAGAGUGUCCGAAUAUGGGAUGUAAGGACAGGUAAAUGUUUGAAGACGUUACCAGCACAUUCAGAUCCAGUUUCAGCAGUACAUUUCAAUAGAGAUGGGAGUCUUAUUGUAUCUUCAAGUUACGAUGGUUUAUGUCGAAUCUGGGACACAGCAUCAGGGCAGUGCCUAAAGACUCUGAUCGACGACGACAACCCUCCGGUUUCCUUCGUAAAGUUCUCUCCCAACGGCAAGUACAUCCUCGCUGCUACCCUGGACAACACGCUCAAACUGUGGGACUACAGCCGUGGAAAGUGCCUCAAGACAUACACGGGACACAAGAAUGAAAAGUACUGCAUCUUCGCCAACUUCAGUGUUACUGGUGGAAAGUGGAUAGUAUCCGGGUCUGAAGACAACCUGGUGUACAUCUGGAACUUGCAGUCAAAGGAGAUUGUACAGAGGCUGUCCGGCCACACUGACACGGUGCUCUGCACGGCGUGCCACCCCACCGAGAACAUCAUUGCGUCUGCUGCACUUGAAAAUGAUAAGACUAUCAAGCUUUGGAAGAGCGAUACUUAAAGAAUUAUAGUGGCUAGCAAACAGCCGCGGGUGGCCUGGCUUCAUAUUGCAAGCGGACGCCUCUGUGAAUAUAUACAUAAGAUACCAUAGUAAGGUACCUUAGUGCUGACUUUGUUUUAUCUAAUAGCUCGAAACGUGUGCAUUUUCGGUUGUUAUAAGAUAUACAUAUUUUUGUAUCUGACAUGCUAAUGAGAGGUAUGAAAUGUUCUAGCGAUUACGUUUUAGUUAAGAUUGAGUUAUUAAGGAUUUUGCUUAAGAAUAACUUGUUGGAUCCGAUUAAAAAUUUAGUAGUUGUACUAAA